CAGCAGGUCUCUCUCGCCUUCCCGACCCCGUUCAGCGAUGCCCUCCUCCGAGGCCGUCCUGCAGCCAUCCCCCAGCAAGCGGCAGAAAGGCUCGGUGCCCGGGGAGCCCAUCGCGCGGCUCCGCUUCACUAAGCUGUCCGAGAACGCCUCAGCCCCUUCCAGGGGCUCUGCUCGGGCUGCGGGCUACGAUCUAUACAGUGCUUAUGACUGUGUAAUACCACCCAUGGAAAAGGCUGUAGUGAAAACAGACAUUCAGAUUGCACUUCCUUCUGGGUGCUAUGGCCGAGUAGCACCGCGUUCUGGUUUAGCAGCAAAGCACUUCAUAGAUGUUGGUGCUGGUGUUAUUGAUGAGGAUUACAGGGGAAAUGUUGGUGUGGUACUCUUCAAUUUUGGCAAGGAGACUUUUGAAGUUAAAAAAGGAGAUAGGAUUGCCCAGCUCAUCUGUGAACGCAUUUGCUAUCCUGAGCUUGAAGAAGUUGAAGCUCUAGAUGAUACAGAACGUGGCGAAGGUGGCUUUGGUUCUACUGGAAAGAACUGAAAAUUAUUUGAAUAUGCUUUUUUCGUUAUGCUAUUUCUAAAUUUUCAUUUGAAUUAGAAGUGGGAUU
Phaethon lepturus (White-tailed tropicbird) is the source of this 605-nucleotide messenger RNA. RefSeq names its product deoxyuridine triphosphatase (gene DUT). The transcript has 6 exons. Lineage: Eukaryota; Metazoa; Chordata; Aves; Phaethontiformes; Phaethontidae. Gene Ontology annotation, biological process: dUMP biosynthetic process; dUTP catabolic process. Bases 38 to 538 code for a protein of 166 amino acids. The record is from RefSeq and is a predicted model, not a curated record. Gene Ontology annotation, molecular function: magnesium ion binding; dUTP diphosphatase activity.